AUAAGGUAUAUGCUGUAUCACAGCUACCUUCCAUAGCUUUGAAUCCGGGUACCUGCGCUUAGCCAUGGCGGCUGACGGCCUCAUGUGCGAGGGCGACCACCUGGUCUUGGAUGUCAACGGCGAGAAGCUGACAUUUGUCCAGAAGCUCAAAGCCAACGGCACUAUCCGCGUUGGAAAGUAUAACGUACCCGCUGCUCCGCUGGUUGGCGCCCCAUAUGGAGCCCUUUUCGAGGUCUCAUCUGAUGGCAGGAGCCUGCAGCGCGUGCUCUUGCCCCCGCCUGACGAGAUCACGCGCAUCACCGAGACCGAACGCGAUAACAGCAACCUGUUUGACCGCAACAAUGAGAACCAGAAGCUCACGCAGGAACAAAUCGAGGAGCUGAAGAAGUCGGGCAAGGCUGGUUCAGAGAUCAUCGAGGCCCUUUGCAGCAACAGCGCCACAUUCCAGAACAAGACUGAGUUUGCGCAGGACAAGUACAAGCGGAGGAAGGCCAAGAAGUACCUCACCUACCUCACAGUGCGCAAACCCACCGCGAGAAUCGUCUGCGAGGCCUUUUACGACAAGUGCCCCGAGCGCGUGUGGCACCUGCGGCACGACACGCUGGCGGUGAUGCUCAACCUGGCCAACGUGGCGGCGGGGGCCAAGGUCCUCGUCGUGGAGCACUGCAUGGGGGUGGUUACUGCUGCGGCGGUGGAGCGGUUGGGCGGCAUGGGUGCCGUGUGUGCCGUACAACUGGACGAGCGACCGGCCCCCCUGGACGCUGUACGGCAGAUGAAUCUGGAUACGCAGCAGCGCUCCGUGCUCUUCACCGCACUGGCCUCCAGCCUGCUGAGGGACAAGGAGGGGGCGGCUGCUCGUGCGCAACAACUGCCCGACAGCACCGCAGCUCCAGCAGCAGCUGCACCAGCAGCACCAGUCGCGGGUGGGGAGGAGGCGCCGGCAGCCUCCGAGGCCAUGGAGGUGGACCCCCCUGCUGCCCCGGCUGAGCCUGCAGCAGCAGCACAGGCAGGGGAGGAAGGGACGACGCAGGGGCAGUCUGGGGAAGGUCCCAGUGGCGGGGCGGAGGCGGCGGCAGCGCAGGACGGACCGUCCACAUCGGCAGC
Molecule: messenger RNA, 1104 nt
Organism: Astrephomene gubernaculifera
Lineage: Eukaryota; Viridiplantae; Chlorophyta; Chlorophyceae; Chlamydomonadales; Astrephomenaceae
Source: the annotation of a GenBank genome assembly